AUGUCGGAUCGUCAGGCCCCGUUACCUGGUACACUGGAUACUCAGUCACAACCGCCUCGAUCGGUGCCAUUGUAUCCAGAUACCGAGUCGCCAAACACUGCUGAUAAGAGCUCGACCAUACCUGGAAAGGCCGAGUCAAAUGUACGCCCCAGACCACCGCAUCUAACUUGGAGCCAACGACGGGAAGUUGGAAAUGAUCAAUCUGCAGAAGAUCUUGCUACAGAAAUGGGAUUUUCAAGCAGUGGACCCGUGUCGCCGGUAUCACCUAUCAGCUCCUCCGAAGUACUGCGAACGCCAAAUCAUGUAUCAGAUCGACCAAAGUACUCAUCGUAUAAGCAUCCUUCACCCCCCGGUGCUGCCUCGCCAUUACAUAACCGUCUCCAUUCCCCUGCAUCUCAAAUAUUCGAGCGGGACGUGCAGGAGGACAUUUUGCCAUCCCAGGCCUCGCCAUCGAUUCCUGCGCAUAUUCGCACAGAUAACUAUAUUCCACCGGUACUCGAAGCUUCCUCCGCCGCCAUCACAGAUGAACAAUUGGAUCCAGAUUCAGUCGAGAUUGUCACCCAUAGUCUUCACCAACCUGCGGCUGCGGGAGUUACUGGUCCAUCCACCGCGGAACAGUCUUUGGCUUCAUCGGGUAUCGUUGAUCACAUCGGUACACACUCGACCGAAGCUGACGAUGUUUCUUCGGCCUAUGGUGUCUCGGAUACCAAUGAUGUACGGCGUUUGAGUUUCAUCUCCUUUGCAGAUGUAGUCAACGCCGAGCAUGCGGAAACGGGUGAAAAUAUGUAUGGUCGAGAGCUCUCCCAGGGAACCGCAACCACCGGGAGUUCCUUUGCAGCUGGAUUGCAGAACCGUUCCCCAUCUCCACUCCGUUCCCCUACCUCCUCACAUGGGCUUGGUACGUCUCCUCCCACGAGUAUUGCUACUUCUUACCAAGGAUUGGACAUGCUACCUAGCCAAGGACCUCGAGUUCCAGCCUGUCCGUUCACAAUGGCACACAGUCCAGUCUCUUCCAGUUUUGGGGGAGAAUUGAACGUGGAAACUAUGCGUCAGGCUCUACGAAGAACGGCAAGUGGGGAGCUGGGAGGUGUUGCAAGCCAGACAGCCAGUAAUUUUGACCACGAUGAGCCUUUGGAUCGGUCGUUCUAG
Molecule: messenger RNA, 1149 nt
Organism: Penicillium verhagenii
Lineage: Eukaryota; Fungi; Ascomycota; Eurotiomycetes; Eurotiales; Aspergillaceae
Exons: 1
Coding region: 1-1149 (382 amino acids)
Source: RefSeq, a predicted model, not a curated record